UCACCGUGACCUCUACUACUGUUGAAAAUACUUGGUGGCGGCGCUGCAAACAUUUUGACGAUGUAAACCGCUCUGGUGGACGCGGUGCAACCUUAUCGAAAAUAACUCAUUCAUUUUGUACUUAAACGUCGCAAGAAGGGCUUAUGUGCUCCUCGCCGUGUCAUCUCCGAUUCGGAGUGCUCUGUGUUGUCGGCGUUGAGCAGCCUGUUUCAGCUGCACUGCAUCAACAUGGGUGUGAUCGGUGUGCAGCUGGUGGUUACCAUGGUAAUGGCCAGUGUGAUACAAAAAAUCAUACCUCAUUAUUCCUUUGCAAGAUGGCUACUUUGCAGCGGGAGUCUGCGGUGGUAUCAGCACCCUACGGAAGAUGAGUUGAGGAACCUUGCGGGGAAGCAGAAGGGACAGAAGAGGAAAGACAGGAAGUACAAUGGUCACAUAGACAGCAAGCCGCUAACGGUACCCAAGGACAUCGAUCUUCAACUCGAGACAAAAUACAUCACUGAGGUCGACACGUUAGCAUUGCACUACUUCCCCGAGUUCCAGUGGCUGGUUGAUUUCACGGUAGCGGCGACUGUGGUCUAUCUAAUAACGGAGCUCUACUACAGUGUGGCUCAACCCUCAGGAGAGAUGAACAUCAGUGUUGUCUGGUCCAUGCUCGUGCUCGCCUUUGUGGUCAAGAUUCUCUUCUCUCUGACAACUCACUACUUUAAGCUGGAGGAAGGAGGCGAGCGCUCCCUCUGCAUAACAUUCGGCUUCUUCUUCUUCGUCAAAGCCAUGGCCAUUCUCAUCGUUACGGAGAACUACCUGGAAUUUGGUCUGGAAACCGGUUUUGCCAACUUCUCUGAUAGCGCACUGCAGUUCCUGGAACACCAAGGCUUGGAGUCGCAGGGUCCCAUUUCAAAACUUACCUUCAAGCUAAUCCUCGCCUUCCUCUGCGCUCUGAUCGGAGCCUUUUUAACCUUCCCAGGUCUGCGAUUGGCCCAGAUGCACCUCGACGCCCUCAAUGUGACCACUGCCAAAUUUACGCAAACUUUGCUUCAUAUCAAUUUCCUGUCGCCGCUCAUCAUGGUCCUGCUUUGGGUGAAGCCCAUCACCAAGGACUACAUCAUGAACCCCACCCUGGGAAAGGACAGCUCGCCUUUGAUGGCUGAGCAGACGUACGACACGCUGCGGUUAUGGGCCAUCAUACUGAUGUGCGCGCUGCGGCUGGCCAUGAUGAGGCAUCAUUUGCAGGCCUACCUCAACCUGGCGCAGAAGGCGGUGGAGCGGAUGAAGAAGGAGGCGGGGCGAAUAAGUACCGUCGACCUGCAGAAGAUGGUUGCACGUGUUUUUUACUACUUAUGUGUAAUCGCACUACAGUAUGUGACACCGCUGGUGAUGUUGCUGCACACGACUUUGCUGCUAAAAACCUUAGGUGGACACUCAUGGGGAUUCCAUGUUGAAGAAGAGCUGCCUUGCACCCAUCAGAUGGACUCUGCAUCAUGGGAAGCAACAAUAGCGCCCCCGGUGGCGGAGGCGGGAGCGCGGUCCUCCGUCGCCCAACUCUCCGUAGCCCUGGGGGGACUGAAGACCGUCUUCAGCCCUUUACUUUUCCGGGGCCUCUUCUCUUUCUUCACGUGGUGGAUCGCUGCCUGCCUGUUCUCCACCUCCCUCUUUGGCCUCUUCUACCAUCAGUAUCUAAUGGCGGCGUAAAACAUGACCCCCCCCCCGCCGCACUGACUCGCCAUAUCAUCGGAACUAUCGGUUUGACUCCCAGUGCUUCCUCCGCAGAUGACAACUGUGUGGUUUUUCCAUUCACUCCUUUUUAUUCACAUUACAAGAUUCCUUACAUUUCGUAACGAUCACAAACACGUGACUGACAAAGUAACAACGGUGGUUAAAGACUGUAUAUCAUGCUGGACAUUUAUUCUUUUUUAUUUUUUUUCACACUCUCCUACAGUUAAUUACAAGGAAGUAUUUUUGUUUUUUUGACUGAGUUAUGGCGGCGAACUUGUUGGGUGCAAGACACGCACCUAAAGAGACACUGAGCUGAGCUGCUCUGUCCAAAAGUGUUUGAAAGAGUCUUAAAGCGACGGCGUAUGACGGAGGAGCCAAUCGGCCGGCAUUCGAUCGCUUGAACGUGUCCAAAAGAAGUUCAAGACGUUGAAGACGUUCCAGAAGAUGUUGAAAGAGGCAACGUGACCUCUUGUUUUUUUUUUAAUAAAUAUGAAACUGAGCCAUUUUGAAACAAGCGCGGAGCUCUUUUCAAGCAGUUUUCAAACUGUUUUCAGAAGGGGAGGGGCCGUGCUCAGAUGAGCUGUUUGCAUGCACGGAGGAGGGCAAGAUGUGUCGCCUACUGUUGUUGAUGCGAAAAUGCCUUUUAUGUUUUUCUUCCCUUGAUUGUUUUGCUAACUCUAAUCACUUUUUUUUUUCCUCCCCUGUUUGAGUUUUUCUAACAAAUCAAGUUGAUUGGUGCCAAGUGUUCCCAUGCCUGUCUCAAACCACAUCUCCACCUUAAGGGCCUUACAGUUCAUGAAGAAUUGUGUGUGUGUGUGUGUGUUUUUGUAUGCACAAAUCAAGACCGAAGUGUAUUUCUUGACAAAGCUAAUACAGAUGUCCAAAGCUUUCGAAAAAACAGGGCACAAUGUCUUUGUGUCCUUCGCUACCUUUGUUUCGUGGAACGUUCACUUUUCCCACGGGAGACAACUGAACAUAUUUUGACUUUGACAAAUGGGGAAACAACGAAUGUAUCAAGCCUGCCUGAAUUGGAUGUGAUUCGUUUUUCUUUUGAACCUCUCCACACUUCCUUUUAGUCAUUCUGCUACAAACUUAAUGCGGUCGCAAUUUGAUGUCCUAAUGACUGUUUUACUGAUCUUUUUGUUGUAUUUAUUAAAGACGUCUAGGCCUGUAAACAUAUUGACUUGAAUCACUUUUGUACAUGUUACGACAAUUCAAUUUCAUCUUUUUCUUUUUGCGCGGCCUGUUCGGUUGGGAAGUAGCUGGGAUAAUUUCAGGCGUCGCUUUUCUUCUGUCCAGUGCCGCUAAAAAUUUAGCUUUUAUUCCAUUUCAUGGAUUCAUAAAGUAAUGUACUGAUGUUGCUCCCGUAUGUAUUUAUUUCAGCAUUGGAAUUUCUCCUUCAAUAAAUUAUGUUCUUUUCUUUGUG
Syngnathus typhle (broad-nosed pipefish) is the source of this 3139-nucleotide messenger RNA. It is a transcript of the gene tmem161b, whose product is annotated as transmembrane protein 161B. The record is from RefSeq and is a predicted model, not a curated record. The transcript has 12 exons. The coding region runs from base 229 to 1689 and encodes 486 amino acids. Lineage: Eukaryota; Metazoa; Chordata; Actinopteri; Syngnathiformes; Syngnathidae.